GGCCGGGCUUGGUGCGGCGGGGCUGGCUCGCGCGGCGGCGGCGCGGGCCGAGGCCUCUUGCUUCUGCGGCACGUGACGGUCUAGCCGUCUCCGCCGCUGUCUCCACUGCAGCGCGGGGCCAGGUGUGCGGGCGGGAGCAGGCGCGAGCGCCGCCGGCAGUCCCGGGAGGCUUGAGAUCAUGGGAGGGAAGUGGUUGCUGUGUGUGUUUUUGGCUCUCGUAACAACUGCCGUCCUGGCUCAUGAGGGACAUGAUGAUGAUAUGAUUGAUAUCGAGGAUGACCUUGACGAUGUCAUUGAAGAGGUGGAAGACUCCAAAGCCAAACCAGAUGCCAGCACUCCUCCAUCUCCAAAGGUCACCUACAAAGCUCCAAUUCCUACAGGGGAAGUAUACUUUGCUGAUUCCUUUGAUAGAGGAACUCUUUCAGGGUGGAUUUUAUCCAAAGCUAAGAAAGAUGACACUGAUGAUGAAAUUUCCAAAUAUGACGGAAAAUGGGAGGUGGAUGAAAUGAAGGAAACCAAGCUUCCAGGCGAUAAAGGACUUGUAUUGAUGUCUCGGGCCAAGCACCAUGCCAUCUCUGCUAAGCUGAACAAGCCCUUCCUGUUUGACACCAAGCCUCUUAUUGUUCAGUAUGAAGUGAAUUUCCAAAAUGGAAUAGAAUGUGGUGGUGCCUAUGUGAAGCUGCUUUCUAAAACUUCAGAGCUCAACCUGGAUCAGUUCCAUGACAAGACACCUUAUACGAUUAUGUUUGGACCAGAUAAAUGUGGAGAAGACUAUAAAUUACACUUUAUCUUCCGUCACAAAAACCCCAAGACAGGUGUAUAUGAAGAAAAGCAUGCCAAGAGGCCAGAUGCAGAUCUGAAGAGCUAUUUUACUGAUAAGAAGACACAUCUUUAUACAUUGAUCUUAAAUCCAGAUAAUAGUUUUGAAAUAUUAGUGGACCAAUCUGUUGUGAACAGUGGAAAUCUGCUAAACGACAUGACUCCUCCGGUAAACCCUUCACGUGAAAUAGAGGACCCAGAAGACCAGAAGCCUGAAGACUGGGAUGAGAGACCAAAAAUACCAGAUCCGGAUGCCGUUAAGCCAGAUGACUGGGAUGAAGAUGCCCCUGCUAAGAUACCAGAUGAAGAGGCCACAAAGCCAGAAGGCUGGUUAGAUGAGGAGCCUGAGUAUGUCCCUGAUCCAGAUGCAGAGAAGCCAGAGGACUGGGAUGAAGAUAUGGACGGAGAAUGGGAGGCUCCUCAGAUUGCCAACCCUAACUGUGAGUCAGCCCCCGGGUGUGGUGUCUGGCAGCGACCUAUGAUUGACAACCCCAAUUACAAGGGUAAAUGGAAGCCUCCCAUGAUUGACAAUCCCAACUACCAGGGAAUCUGGAAACCCCGGAAAAUACCAAAUCCAGAUUUCUUUGAAGAUCUAGAACCUUUUAAGAUGACACCUUUCAGUGCCAUUGGUUUGGAGCUGUGGUCCAUGACAUCAGACAUUUUUUUUGACAACUUCAUCAUUUGUGGCGAUCGAAGAGUAGUUGAUGACUGGGCCAGCGAUGGAUGGGGUCUAAAGAAAGCUGCUGAUGGGGCUGCCGAGCCUGGUGUUGUGGGGCAGAUGAUUGAGGCAGCCGAGGAACGCCCCUGGCUCUGGGUGGUCUACAUUUUGACUGUAGCUUUGCCCGUGUUUCUUGUCAUCCUCUUCUGCUGUUCUGGAAAGAAACAGCCCAGUCCUGCAGAGUACAAGAAGACUGAUGCUCCUCAGCCAGAUGUUAAGGAGGAGGAAGAGGAGAAGGAAGAGGAAAAAGACAAGGGAGAUGAGGACGAAGGGGAAGAGAGACUUGAAGAGAAGCAAAAAAGUGAUGCUGAAGAAGAUGAUGGCACUGUUAGUCAAGAGGAGGAAGAGAAAAAACCUAAAGUGGAGGAGGAUGAAAUUUUGAACAGAUCACCAAGAAACAGAAAGCCUCGAAGAGAAUGAAACAAUCAUAAGAACUUGAUCUGUGAUUUCUUCUCCCUCCCCUUUCCCUGCAAGUGUGGUCCUAGGAGCAGACCUGGCACACAUUAGGUUGAAUGAAGCUCAGAAAACCUUCAGAUGUCAUCAUCAACAGGUUCCAGUUGAACACUAGCCCGUGUAAUUUUAAACACCUAGCAGUAAAUAAUUGCAGUUGUGACAUAAAGGACCCUGUUUCUGUAGAAAGAAAGCAUUUAACAUAAUGUUGUGAAAUGUAACAUGAAGCAACUAACUUGAAUUUUUGUUUUGUUUCUAAACACUUUUUUUUUUUUAAUAGAGUGGUAGAAUUUUGCCAAUCUUGAAAAUUCUGGCUGAAUUUAAUAUAUUAAUUGUUCAUGCAGAAGUAACAGCAACAUUUAGAAAUGCUAGGGAGAUGAAUUGCAGUUUUUAUAAUUUGUUCUGUUUUUGUGGGGUUUUCUUGUUUUUUUGUUUUUAAGCUUCAUAGAACAAAACAUUCAAGUGUCUCUGUCCCUUGAAAUUGAUGAUCAUGUUUCAAGUACAGUCAUUUGUGGUUGUAAUCUUGUUAAGUUUGCUGCCAUUACUUGAUUCUUCCGAAGGAAAUUGAGGACAGGGAUUGGAUGAAAGACCAAAUUUACAUAAAAGUUUUAUUUAAGUUGUAUUAAAAUUAGACAUUCAGAAGGAGAAAGAAAAAAAAAAGGCAAGAAAAAACUUUGACUUGUUAUUAGUUAGACCAUGAUGUGCAUGUGUUCUGUUGCCCUUGGAGCAUAUCAGUUCCCAGACAGCUUUGCAUUUUUGCAUUUAGUGGAAGAAGUGACCUGACAUGUCACUGGGGGCAUUUAUCCUUCAGGAGUGUCUGGGCUCUGACCUCAGAUAGGUGGCUGUUGAAAGAACAGUAGUGGGGACAGGAGCUCCAGAGUAGGUACAGAUGUUUUCAUUACAUCUUCCACUGUGUCGACACUGUUUCCCUUCCCAUUAUCCCCUACUUUCUCGCUUUCUCUUCUAUGCAUUUUCUUCACAGCGCAGCUUGCAGUUCGUUGCUGAAAAUGAUUAUAAGCUCUGCAUAGUGUUAAGCUUUAUUGUGAUUGCGUGUCUAUUUCUGCCUUUUUUUAAGAAACCUUCAUCUCUCCAAGGUCAGAGUACUAGAAUACUGUCUUUCAUUUUUCAUCUAUUUCUUUUACUCUGAUGAAUCCAGAGGCAAGCCAAUUCAGAGCUGACUGUAAUUGAACACAGGCUAAAAGUAUUUAUGGGAGGAGUGACAUAUAGCAUGAAUUACCUGAUGAUUUUUUUUUAACUGUUGAACCUUUAAUGUCUUUCUUUGCAGUUCAUGUAACAGUUAUAAGUCUUAACUUACAUGAUAGAGCAAACUUUUUUUUUUUUUUAAUUAUGUGACCUGUAGAAUUUUUUAAAAGGUGAUCUUAGGGCGUUUUUUUUUCUUCAUGUGGAAUGCAGAUGGGUGCUAUCAGAGUCUCUACCCCAUCACUAUAGUGUAAUAAUAACGCUAUUACACCACACUGAAAUGUAUUCAGAACUAGAUGUUGUCUUAGCUUUAUUCUUUGUUCAGAGGUGUUUCAAAUGUACCGAUGAUACUGUUCUUGCACUGAAUAUAUAAGCACUGCAGAGUGUUUAUAUCGGGGAGAUAUUGGGGAGAAAGUAUAUUCAUAAAAAGAUGAAGGCUGUAUCUGUUUAUUUUGUUUAUCCUCGACUUUUUACUAUUUCACUUAAAUUCUUAUCAGGAUGGGAUACAUUUUUCUUGCUGUUCAGUACUUUUUUUCAUCUGUUCUGUGGUCAUAGUGACCAUAGCUAUGUAGCAGACUUUCCUAAAUGUACUGAGUGCAAAUAAACAGUUACUUAGCAAGACCAGAAGAUAAAGUCUGCAGGUUUCUCCUCGAAGCCAAUGUGUGGUCAUUGUCCUGCUUUCUUCAUUUUCUAUUGAUGAUGUACUUCUUGCCUCACAGUUUCUUCCAGCUGAGCUGUGGAAAGAGAAAUUUGGAUCAAUAGAGUCUUCAUUUACCUUUUUGGAGUCAUUUAGCAAAAAAAAAAAAAAAGGGGGGGGGUCUUUUAAUUUUCUUUUUCAUUUUUUGUUUGAAUAUACAGUCUCCUGAUUGCCUAGCAGAUUAAUGAAUGACCGAUUUGACACAUUGAUGAAUGGCCAGCGGCAGUGUUCAGCUCUUAAAAAGGCACCUCUGUUAAGAUUUUACAUGCUGGUUAUCUGUCCCAAUGCUGUAAAACGUCCCCUCCAUCACAUGUGUUGCUCAGUUUCUCUUAUCCACAAAAUACUCUCCAUUUUUCUGAAGUUGUCACGUUACUAAAUGGUAUUACAUUAAAGCCUUGUGUUAAGUGUC
Molecule: messenger RNA, 4293 nt
Organism: Erinaceus europaeus (western European hedgehog)
Lineage: Eukaryota; Metazoa; Chordata; Mammalia; Eulipotyphla; Erinaceidae
Gene: CANX
Product: calnexin
Exons: 15
Coding region: 179-1957 (592 amino acids)
Biological process (GO): protein folding
Cellular component (GO): endoplasmic reticulum; endoplasmic reticulum membrane
Molecular function (GO): calcium ion binding
Source: RefSeq, a predicted model, not a curated record